AUUCUGCAUACAGGCUCACAGGGGAGGGGCCGGGCCUCUCCACGCAGGAACUGGAGUCAGAGGCUUCCCCUGCAGCCUGCAGGGAGAGACCAUUAAGAAUGCCUCUCAGUGCCUGGUUUCCUGAGGUAUCCGAAGGUAGGCAGGCAGCCUGGAGCAAUCUGAGCACUUCUCACCCGCAGCUCUGCAGGAAUCGGGAUGCAGGCCAAAUACAGCAGCACACGGGACAUGCUGGAUGACGAUGACACCACCGUAAGCCUGUAUUCUGGAGCCUCCACUGUCACCAGACGGCCAGAGCCCAGGCAUUCAGAGAGUGGGACACCCUCAUCAGUUUGGCGCCCAGUGGCCCUGACCCUGCUGACCUUGUGUUUGGUGCUGCUCAUCGGCCUGGCAGCCCUGGGCCUUGUGUUUUUUCAGUUCUACCAGCUCUCCAAUAUCCAGCAAGACAGCAUCACUGAAAAGGAUGAAAGGCUGGGGAACAUCUCCCGACAACUGCAGUCUCUCCAGACACAGAACAGGAAGCUCGUGGGAACUCUGCAGCAGGUGGCUGUAAAACUGUGUCAGGAACUUUACAACAAGAGUGGAGGACACAGAUGCAGUCCUUGCCCAGAAAAAUGGAAGUGGCAUGGGGACAAAUGUUACCAGUUCUAUAAAGAGAGUAAAAACUGGCAGGGCUGUGAAUACUUCUGCCUGACUGACAAUGCCACCAUGCUGAAGAUAAGCACACAGGAAGAGCUGGAUUUUGCCAUGCCUCAGAGCUACUCUGAGUUUUUCUACUCUUAUUGGACAGGUCUCUCCCGCAAUGGCAGUGGUAAGGCCUGGCUGUGGACAGAUGGCACACCUUAUUCCUUUGAACUGUUUGAGAUUAUAAUAGAUCCCACCAACCUAAGAAACCGGGACUGUAUGACCAUCUUCAAUGGAAAGGCUUACUCAAAAGACUGCAAAGAGCUGAGGAGGUGUGCCUGUGAGAGGACAGCAGGGAGAGUGGUACCUGAGGUCCUCCUAAGUCAGCAUUUGAAUAAUACAAGAUUAUCUAUCGCAACACUCUAGCUGCUCAAGAGUACCAUCAACCCAUGGCUGAAGACAGGCUCCAGUUGUGACUGCUCCCAUAGCUGGAACAAUCUGUGGAAGGCAGCAUUCUAACUAAGCAAGCCAGGUGUUGGCAAACAGUGGAUGGCCCAGCGUAUCUUACAGCUGUUCUCAUUCAGCCCAGAGAGGGAGC
Messenger RNA from Acomys russatus (golden spiny mouse), 1219 nucleotides. It is a transcript of the gene Clec1a, whose product is annotated as C-type lectin domain family 1 member A. NCBI's taxonomy places the organism in Eukaryota, Metazoa, Chordata, Mammalia, Rodentia, Muridae. The coding region runs from base 196 to 1047 and encodes 283 amino acids. The record is from RefSeq and is a predicted model, not a curated record. The transcript is spliced from 7 exons.